AGAUCAGUAGUAUAUGCCAGAAUCAGAAACAAAAUUUAAUUGAAGCAAGUUUUAAGGUUAUGUUUUGAUGAAUAAAAACUAAUUUUAGUUUUUUUUUUAAUAAGAGUACAUUUGAAAUUAAUAAUGCUUCGACAAUUCAUAAAAUCUAUAGUUCCAGUGAGGAUUAAAUUGGCCCGAGCCGUAGGUGGCGCCAGUAAUGGCGGUGAAGCAAGUGGUGAUCAAUCAGCUUUUCAGAAAAACAGCAAGACCAAAGAACAACAACUAUCCACAGUCCUAAAACGUAGCUUGCCAGGCAUAACAUACCUCAGCGUGGAAGACAUUUCUGGGGGGUGCGGUGCCAUGUUUGAGAUAAGUGUUGAAGCAACAGAGUUUGUAGGAUUAUCUCGAGUUAAGCAGCAUCGUUUAGUGACAGAUUCCCUGAAAAGUGAAAUAGCUGAAAUGCAUGGCAUACGCAUCCAUACAACCCCUGCAGCUGUAGAAAAAAAGUGAUAGUAGUUUUAAUCUAUUUGUUGUUAUUUAAAUUGUAAAAAAAUUACAUUAUGAGAUAUAAUUUAGCUUUAAUAUAAUUCCCACACCUAUA
Molecule: messenger RNA, 580 nt
Organism: Plodia interpunctella (Indianmeal moth)
Lineage: Eukaryota; Metazoa; Arthropoda; Insecta; Lepidoptera; Pyralidae
Exons: 3
Coding region: 124-489 (121 amino acids)
Cellular component (GO): mitochondrial matrix
Source: RefSeq, a predicted model, not a curated record